Sipha flava (yellow sugarcane aphid) is the source of this 881-nucleotide messenger RNA. RefSeq lists its product as uncharacterized. The record is from RefSeq and is a predicted model, not a curated record. Lineage: Eukaryota; Metazoa; Arthropoda; Insecta; Hemiptera; Aphididae.
AUGGAUGGAUUUUUUGAAGUCGAAUUAAAUACAUGCGAACACGUUUUGGUAAAAAUAUUGAAGUUGACCCACAAAUGCUGUAAAUGCAAACAGUUGAAGUGGCCAUGGUCAAAGGCUGUGGGCUGCAUCAAAUGCAUGAAAGUUUGGCACCGUCGGUGUCAGCCAAUUAAAAGCGAAGUGAACGAGCGUGUGGUAGAACCGUGCACGGUUGAAACCACAGCUAUCGUGAACGCAGAGGAAAAUAACUCAAUCGUCGGGAUUGCCCGGGCCGUUGGGAAAUUUUUGAAGCACCCCUUCCGACGGAUCCACCACAAAAUGGGCCGGGGCCGGACAGCCGGUGUUGCCCUGGAACUGAGCGGCCAACCACUGAUGAAGGCCUCGUUGGAUUGUGCGCCGACGAUCACUCAACCUGUCAAAUUGCCCGAAACGAAAAACGCCGGUGAUACGUGGGCCAUUAUAACGGACGUGCAGUCGUUGACCGUUUACCCGACCGUAGCUCCCGAAGCGGAAAACAUUGGCGCUGCGCGGGCCAUCACACUGGACGCGCCGUCGAUGUUAAGCCACACGAACAAGUGGUUGAUCACCGCUGGCAAAGGUCUAAAGCGAUUAAUUGCGCGGACAACGGGGCCGGUAGCGGUCGUACCAGUGGAAAGGCCAAAGUUGAAAAACACUGUGUUUUUCGCAAAAGCCAUUCCGGACAAAAACGCGGUCCAAGUAGACGUUAAGACGGAAAAGGUCGAAAAGACCGUCGUCGUCACAGAACCGGUCAUCGGACGGUUUUCGAACCAGUACUACUGCCAACCGUCCUAUCGCAAGAUUACCACUACUUGGACCAUCGCUGGUGCUUUAGAGUUGUACAGACGACUGUUGCCGGAGGUUAC